GGCUGGGCAUGCGGCCAGCAGAGCCAGGAGGGGCAGGUGCAUGAGCCGGGCACCCUGCUGUCCUCCUGCCGUGAGACACUCAGGGGGCUGCCACUUUGCCAGUGGCUUCCUUGUUCAACCUGUCCAGCCAGUAAGUGCUCUCACAGUGCCCCAGGCAGAGAGGGAACCCUCUGUCCUCCAAGCUGCUGUGCCGCCUUCAGGGGACGGAGGGAGAGCGAUUUUGCGGAUGCACUGGGUGCACGUUCAAGGUCCCCAGGGAUGGAAUAGUCUAGAUGGACAGAGCUGAAACCCAGGAGGAAGUGACACUCUUAGGAGGGAACCCGGGCUGGGAUUUCUCCACCUCUCAGUGGGGGACGCAGCGGGGUUGCACUUCAGUGCGAAGGUCACUUUCACUUCUCUUCCCAAGCAACAAAGCCGAAGGGUGCGCCAAUACAUCGCGUUCUGGAACUGAAGUCUUGAGAGCCUCUCUCAUCCCUGUCCGGGGCCCGCGGCUCCCUCCGAGAGCUCCCAGCGCAGAGCGAGAGGCAGACGUGCCUCCACGGUUCUCAUCCAUGGAGAGGCCCCUCACCGUCCUGCGUGUGAGCCUAUACCACCCCUCCCUGGGCCCGCACACCUCUGCCAGCGUCCCGCCCCAGCUACAGCACGACACCAGCCCCCUGCUGGUGGGGCGGGGGCGGGACGCCCACCUCCAGCUGCAGCUGCCCCACCUCUCCCGCCGACACCUGUCCCUGGAGCCCUACCUGGAGAAGGGCGGCACCCUGCUGGUCUUCUGCCUCAAGGUGCUGAGCCGCAGGGGCCGCGUGUGGGUGAACGGGCUGACGCUGAGGUUCCUGGAACAGGUCCCCCUGAGCCCCGUCAGCUGGGUCUCCUUCUCCGGCGUCCAGAUGCUGCUCCACGUGGAGGGCGGCCCCUCCCUGGAGGCCUUCACCUGCUGCUUCAGCCUCAGCCCAUCGCCCCUGGUGUGCAGGCCGAAGGCCGAGGAGAGCGACGAAUGGGAGAGCACCCACCAGGAGCAGCCUGCCCCAGGGCCGGGGGCCACAGGUCACCUGCACUUUCCCCACGGCCCUUCCCAGCCAUGCCCAGGAGGCGGGGCUCAACUCCAGCCCUGGAGAGAACCCCUGGAUGCUGCCCUCUGCUAAGCCGAGCUGCGGACAGUGACGCCUGGCGGAAACAGGCUUUGAACUCUCUGAGCAGCACGGUGGAGGGUGACACCCGGGCCACAGCCAGCUUGCUCCUAAUGAACUGGCUGGCUGUGCCAGCACUGACCAGGAAAGAUGCCCCCUGCUGUGAGCUGUGGUGGUACCAGCAACUUGGUGCGUCUUAGGGGCCCCACGGGCUUCCGGAGCCUCCCCUGUCUCACUAGGAAUGACUUUCUGUUGCUCAUCUCGCAGGCUGCCUGAGGGCAAGAGUCUGAGGUUACCCUGGGGUUGCGGGUGCACAUGGAUCAAUUGUGGCAGCUCCGAGUUGCCUGGGCUCUCCAAUACCCACAGGCACUCGGGGCUUAGGGGACCCUGUGUCUAAUAAACUGCAAGCCUGCAUGAA
Messenger RNA from Oryctolagus cuniculus (rabbit), 1542 nucleotides. It is a transcript of the gene TIFAB, whose product is annotated as TIFA inhibitor. The record is from RefSeq and is a predicted model, not a curated record. NCBI's taxonomy places the organism in Eukaryota, Metazoa, Chordata, Mammalia, Lagomorpha, Leporidae. Gene Ontology annotation, molecular function: protein binding. Gene Ontology annotation, biological process: positive regulation of canonical NF-kappaB signal transduction.